UUUCGGUAUUACCGUCCUGGCAUUCGUUUGGGAAACAAUUGCAUUUCUUGCCCCGUUUCUUCUGGCAAGCCCUUGCAGUUCCACUCAAAGAAUGAAAUCUCUAUUGGCAUGGGUGGCCAUUGUGGUCACUGCAAUCUUAGCACAAGCGGAGAGUACUGUUCCUGUGAACCUGGCAUUGAGAAAAACAUGUCUGCAAUUCCAUGAGUGGGGAGGGGCUAAAGCGAACCGAGCUGUAGACGGCAACAAAAACACUGACUAUCGCGGCAAGAGUUGCACCCAUUCCAGCGUCAACGGUGGUGAUACCGUCAACAACAAUUGGUGGGCGGUGGAUUUAGUUGAUAUAUCUUUGAUACAGAAGGUUGUCUUAUAUAACAGAGGGGACUGCUGUGGUUCUAGACUAGCUGAUUUCGACAUCGUGGUGACAUACACCAGGCCUACCCCAGGGAGGAAGCUUGUGUUUUCUUCUAGCGAGGUCUGUGCUCAUAAGACUGGAGCCGUCCCACAAGGUCAAUCACAGACAUUUAACUGCAACAAGCAACUACAAGGGAGAUAUGUUGCGGUCGUUAGGUCAAGAAGCCAGCCGUUGACUUUGUGCGAAGUCGAAGUCUUUGGAACCCCCAUUCCUCCAUGCAGCGCUGGUCUCAAGUUUGACGAGAGCACUAAAAAAUGUGUUGAUCCUUGUCCAGAUUAUCAACAGAGGUGGGACGGAACGAGAUGUGUUGUUAGGUGCAUUGCGAGUCAGAAAUGGGUUGGAACGAAAUGUGUUGCAAAAUGUCCGUCACCACAGAAGUACAACACUAUGUUCGGAACAUGUGAAGCGAGAACAUGCCGCUGCUUCGCAGGUGGUGAUCCCCAUUACUUCCAAUACGACGGCCACAGAAUCGACUUCAUGGGUAAAUGCAAGUACACAUUCACCAAGCUAAAGGAUGACUUCAAGACUGACAAGUGUUACUUCAAUGUAGAGGAGAAGAAUGUCCAUAUCGGUAACCCUCGAGUAAGCUUUGUGGGGUUGUUAGAUGUGACCGUCGAGGACAUGACCUUCAGAUACAGUGAACAAGCGGCGAAGGUUUCCAUCAACGGCGUCGACAGAACCAAGAGCAAUUUCCCUAUCACUAUCAGGACCAGGAAAGGCACAGACGUGAAAGUCUCAUACGCGAACAGGCAGUUCAAGGUCGAGGCCACAGCUUGUGGUAUGAUCACCACCUACAGGAGAUACUUCAUUGAGACAUUCAUCUCAUCCACACUCGGAACCAAGGUGGAAGGAAUCUGUGGAACAUGUAACGACAAUCGAAAUGAUGAUCUUAUUGCUAAAGGACAGACGAAAGCCACAACUAAGAAUGCAUUCUCGAGUAGUUGGUCUGUGCCCAAUGACUCUGGUCUACAGCAACAGACCAACUGCGAAGCAGCUGAUGUCAAUGGUGAUUGCACUGUUGCUUGGGCCACGAAAGUCAAGAACAAUAACCACUGUGGUUACAUCACAGACACAAACGGUCCCUUCAAGGCUUGUAUCGCAAGUGGUUUGGUGAAUGUGAAGCAAUACCAGGACAGCUGCGAGUUCGACGUGUGUUUCUAUUCUAAAGAGGCCACAGCGGCGAAGGACGUCCCUGAUGUUGUCUGCAGGAACUUGGCUGUGUUUGCUGAUGAUUGUGCAAAGCAAGGGCUGGGAAGUGUUUGGAGAAGAGCCAACUUCUGUCCUCUAAACUGCGAGGCAAAUGCGUCCUAUACUCCCAAGUUGUACCCUGCAUGUGAAAAGACCUGCCAACAGAGGAAUGCUCCCGCGGACUGCGUCGCUGGUGAGCCUGAAGAUGGCUGUUCUUGUAAUGAAGGCUACUUUAGACUUGGAAAUGACUGUGUUCUGCCUGGCAAGUGUGGAUGUGAUGCCGUUGAUGGACAACAUAUCGACAGCGGCAAUUCAGUUGUGAUGAAGGGUUGCAAUGUCAAGUACGAAUGCACAGCGCAAGGCACCUUGAGAAAACUAGCUUCUCCUUCUUGUCAUAAAGAUGCUAGCUGCUCUACAGUAAAUGGACAGUACGCGUGUAAAUGCAAUGAUGGAUUCAAUGGUGAUGGACACUCUUGCCAGACCAACUGUCCGAAAGCAGAAGAAAAGUGGGACACUAAAGAUUCUAAGUGCGUUCUGCGUUGUCCAGAUGCCAAGACGAAGUGGGAUGAGAAGCAAGGCAAAUGCGUGAACCGUUGUUCAAUUGCCCAACUUUGGGAAGACACUUCAAAGAAAUGCGUAGAGCGCUGUGUCCCAGCGGACAAAUGGAACGAGGCAAGCAAAAAGUGUGAACCAAGAUGCCAAGUGGACCAGUUGUGGAAAAUGGACAAGUGUGUCAACCGUUGUGGUACAGAAGAAAAAUGGCAUGGAGCAACUAACAAAUGUUAUCAAGAUCCCAUGUAUCCAACGACGACGGAAGGAAAUGCCGGGGGAGCUGGUUGUGUCAUACCAUUCUUGUUUGGUGGAAAAUGGCAGGAGGACUGCGUCCUGGGAGCAAUUAAUAAGAAAUGGUGUGGUACUACUGAGAGUUACGAUCAGGACAAAAAGUGGGGUUAUUGCUCAGCUGCCUGUCGAACAAGUGCUGGUUUGGUCAAAAUGGCUGGUGACGCCUGGACAGAGGGCAAGGAAAAGGUAUUUUGUAACACUGAUGGAUCAAUUGGCAAGAUCACUGGAGAUUACCCAAGUACAACUGGUGGUACCGGGGGUGGUGCAGGUUGUGUCUUCCCGUUCUUAGACGGCACUGUUUACCGUGGAUCUUGUCAGCCUUACAAUGGCCAGCGUUGGUGUGGAACUGUCAAGGAUGGUACAAAAUGGGGAUAUUGUCCAGCUACAUGCCUGACGCAGGAUCAAAAGCAAGUGACAGCCGGCGAAACAUGGUCAAGUGGAGGGAUGGAAUAUUCAUGUGGAAGAGAUGGAAAAGUUAGGAAAAACGUGAAGACAUCCGCUGGUAACUGUCUCUUCCCGUUCAACUACAAAGGCUCCACUUAUGAGGCGUGUACGGAGGUUGCAUCGGCUGGUAAACCCUGGUGUUACGUCGACGCAUCCGAGUCAGCGUACGGCUAUUGCUAGACCAUAUACUCUACCACUGAUCCAUAUUCCUCUUUUUUUCUGUACUGGUAACUGCAAUAUGUACCAGCAAAUACCAAUGUAUGAAAAACACAUUGGUUAAAUGUUUAUCUCUAAUAAAUAUCAUUCUAAGCAU
This is a messenger RNA of Lineus longissimus, 3200 nucleotides long. RefSeq names its product zonadhesin-like. The record is from RefSeq and is a predicted model, not a curated record. NCBI's taxonomy places the organism in Eukaryota, Metazoa, Nemertea, Pilidiophora, Heteronemertea, Lineidae. Bases 92 to 3067 code for a protein of 991 amino acids. The transcript is spliced from 24 exons.